Molecule: messenger RNA, 2914 nt
Organism: Scophthalmus maximus (turbot)
Lineage: Eukaryota; Metazoa; Chordata; Actinopteri; Pleuronectiformes; Scophthalmidae
Gene: bmi1a
Product: bmi1 polycomb ring finger oncogene 1a
Exons: 10
Coding region: 759-1892 (377 amino acids)
Biological process (GO): negative regulation of transcription by RNA polymerase II
Cellular component (GO): PRC1 complex
Molecular function (GO): promoter-specific chromatin binding
Source: RefSeq, a predicted model, not a curated record
UGCUCGUUCCCGCCCCGCACACCGGCGGCUCGCCGUCGCCGUGCUGUUGUUUUGGUUUGACAUCCUGCCUGGUUCUUGGUCACUGGCCACCAGCCAUGUGGGCGAAAAAGCAAAAGGAGUUGCCAUAGAAACGCUCAGGUCCCCCCCCCAAUAGUGUGUGUGUGUGUGUGUGUGUGUGUGUGUGUGUGUGUGUGUGUGUGUGUGUGUGUGUGUGUGUGUGUGUGUGUGUGUGUGUGUGUGUGUGUGUGUGUGUGUGUGUGUGUGUGUGUGUGUGUCGCACACCUGACGCGGUGAGCCGGUGUCUCCUGUCACCCGCACUCAGCCCGGGGCACUGUCCCACCGUCUGAUAUCAUCUUCAUCCAAAAAUUCCCCAUAUUUGGCAAAGUGUUUGGUUAUGAAGUGAAGCUGUUGCAACCGAAUCUAUAUAUUUGUAUUCAGAGUGACAUGAGAGGCGGACGCCCCACAAGGUUUUGAUGCUGAUGAUUCUUCCGAUGACCUUUAAUUUCUGUCGGCUCUGUCUCCAUUUUGGCUCUAAUAUAUUUAAAAACUAAAAGAGCUGUUUUUACGCGCCGCGGUUACGCAUUUCAACAUUCAAAACUAUAUCCAACCCGAAUCUGGAGCUAAUGAUACAAAAAAAGAAAGAAAAAGAAAUUCUCUCCAUCACUCAUCUUUGAAGACGGAGAAUGCCUUUGAUCCGUCCGGGCCCGUCUUCUGGCUGAUGGUCCGACUCAGACUCGCACCGCUCCUCUGAUGUUGCCAUGUGUGUUGGACGCGCAGGAGAGCAGCGCGCAGCUCCAUCGAUCUCCCCGACGAAGGGAUUGAUUUAUGAUUACUCACUGCGCCUCCAUCAGGAUUGUUGUCGUUCCUUUUCUCUCACCAUGCAUCGAACGACCAGGAUAAAGAUCACGGAGCUCAACCCUCACCUCAUGUGCGUCCUGUGCGGAGGAUAUUUCAUUGACGCCACCACCAUAAUCGAAUGUCUUCACUCAUUCUGCAAGAUGUGCAUCGUUCGCUACCUGGAAGCCAGCAAAUACUGUCCCAUCUGUGAUGUACAAGUGCAUAAAACCAAGCCCCUGCUCAACAUUAGGUCUGACAAAACUCUACAGGACAUCGUGUACAAACUGGUCCCUGGCCUCUUCAAAAAUGAAAUGAAGAGGCGGAGGGACUUUUAUGCUGAGCACCCAGUAGACGCCUCUAACGGAUCGAACGAGGACCGCGGAGAGGUGGCCGACGAGGACAAGAGGAUUAUUACAGAUGAUGAGAUCAUCAGCCUCUCGAUUGAGUUCUUUGACCAGAGCAGGCUGGGAGCUGGCGUGGAGGACAAGCAGUGUAAAGAUCAGGUGGCUAACAAGAGGUACCUGCAGUGUCCAGCAGCCAUGACGGUCAUGCACCUGAGGAAGUUUCUGCGCAGUAAAAUGGACAUCCCAAACACCUACCAGGUUGAAGUCAUGUAUGAAGACGAACCUUUGAAAGAUUACUACACGUUAAUGGAUAUAGCAUAUAUCUAUACUUGGAGAAGGAACGGCCCGCUGCCCCUGAAGUACCGAGUCCGACCCAACUGUAAGAAGAUGAAGGUGAGCCACGCGCAGCAGGAAGGCCAGAACAGCGCGAGCAGGUCCGGCCCGGAGAGCGACUCCGCCAGCGACAAAGCCGGAAGUCCCGCCGGGGCUCCGUCCACGUCCUCCUCGCUGCCGAGCCCCGGCACGCCCGCUCAGUCCCCGCACCCGCAGCUUCCACACGGCCCCAAUAACGUCAACGGGACCCCCGCCGCCGACGCCGCCCCUCCGACCCCCAGUCGGCCCUUCACCCAGUUCGGAAGCGGCGGCGGUGGCGGCGGCGUCACCAAGCCCCGGAAGGUGUCCCUGAACGGCUCGUCGACCUCUUCCGGAUGACGCGCUGCGCCGGACCGGAUCGGACCGGACCAGCCAACGCCAGACACCCGUUCAGCUAAUACAGUUUCCAUGCCAACGUAGUUCCAUUGUGUAGACGACGUUCUCUCCCUUUCUCUCGCCAUUUGUUGUUCUGAAUAUCACGGCAUCCUGUGUCAAGUCUAAACGUAGUGGAAUCAGAGACAUUUCAAAAUAAAAGUUAUGCGGAAGUUGGGUGGAGUGGGAAUGUCGAUAUGAAAGAAAAUGUUGAUGUUGGGGGGGGGGGGGGGGCAGCAGUGUGCGAAAGGAGAAGGUCACGACAUUCAGACCUUUUAAAAGCUACAUCUUUAUUUUACAGAAGCGACUGAAGAUAGAUUUUCACAUGUUCUUUUACAGGUUUUGUUUUUAUCAAGUUCGGCGUGUUUGUCAGGCAUAUUUCAUGUGCUGGGAUAAUUUUUCCCCUCAAACUGUCAGUUUAAACGUGCAUGCUCAUGAGAACACUUUUCUUUUAAAGGAAAGAGAAUUCCACGUGUUUACACCACAAGUCUCAUUUGGACGAUUGUUUUAAAAAAAAAUCAGGCAUUGAUCCAGUUCCACGUGAAAAGAAAAUACAUCUGUAUAGCGCUGUUGUUGACUUCACGGGGAGAAAUGCCUAUGGAGGGGAAAAAAAUCAACUUUACUUUUUGACUUUUUACUGGAAAAAACUAAAACCACCUUGUAGCCGCGGUGGAAUCGGAUUGCUUGUAAAUCCUCCACUUCAUAAGCACGUUAUAAGCAGUUGUAGACGAUCUACGUGUAAAUAGAAACAAAAUGCAUAUUUAAUCAGCGACGUUAUUCCCUUACCCCCUUUUUUUUUUCGUUGUGAAGGAAUGACCUGAGCUCCUGUUCAGCUCCAUUUCAUGCUCAGUUGACAGAUGUUUUGAUGUCUCCCGUGUUUUUUCCUGUAUUUUUAUCGCUCGAUUUUAUGGACAACUUAUUGUAUUGUUACUGUUGCACAGUAUAAAACGUCUAAAUAAAAUAAAAAAAUAAAAAACAUUUUACACUUA